This is a messenger RNA of Mytilinidion resinicola, 710 nucleotides long. RefSeq names its product ribosomal protein L5. Lineage: Eukaryota; Fungi; Ascomycota; Dothideomycetes; Mytilinidiales; Mytilinidiaceae. Gene Ontology annotation, molecular function: RNA binding; structural constituent of ribosome. Gene Ontology annotation, biological process: translation. Gene Ontology annotation, cellular component: cytosolic large ribosomal subunit; ribosome. The transcript is spliced from 8 exons. The record is from RefSeq and is a predicted model, not a curated record. The coding region runs from base 85 to 615 and encodes 176 amino acids.
CCUCACUCCAAACUCGUGAGAGACCUCCACUUCACGAAUACUAACUCCAGGCCCCGCCACGACACCACCGUGACAAUCUUCAAGAUGGCCGAAUCAGGAAAGGACAAGUCAGCGAAUCCCAUGCGAGAGCUCCGAAUCAGCAAGCUGGUUCUGAAUAUCUCGGUGGGAGAGUCCGGUGAUCGCUUGACUAGGGCCGCAAAGGUCUUGGAACAGCUUUCCGGUCAAACUCCUGUCUACUCCAAGGCGCGAUACACCGUCCGAACCUUCGGUAUCCGUCGUAACGAGAAGAUCGCCGUCCACGUCACCGUCCGAGGACCAAAGGCUGAGGAGAUUCUCGAGCGUGGCCUCAAGGUCAAGGAAUACGAACUCCGCAAGAAAAACUUCAGCUCCUCCGGCAACUUCGGAUUCGGUAUCUCGGAACAUAUCGACUUGGGCAUCAAAUACGACCCCUCCAUUGGAAUUUACGGAAUGGACUUCUACUGCUGCAUGACCCGCCCCGGUGCCCGCGUUGCUAAGCGUAGGCGUGCUACCUCCAAGAUCGGUGCCGCUCACCGCAUCAACCAGGCCGAAACCAUCAAGUGGUACAAGAACCGAUUCGAGGGCAUCGUGCGAUAGAUGGGGGGAGGUUUCCGGAGGGUCUAUUUCGGCAUCAGGGCAUGCAUACCCGACUUUCAGUGCUGGCUCGAUUGUUCACUCACGGCGUCUCCAUG